GCUGCCGGCCCCGCGCGGCCACCGGACUACAUUUCCCAGCAUGCACCGGGGCGGCCCGAGCCCCAGGUCGCCGCGUGCCCGCGCGGCCGGAGCGCGCCUGGGUCCGAUCCGUGCAGCAGCCGCUGCCGUGCACCGAGCUUUGGGAAGAGGGGAAUGAUCCUCCCAGCUGGCUGUAGAGAGGCCCUGGCACCCCUGAGCCGCACGCGCCGAUAUCCUGUGAUGAUCACUCACCGCUUGCGUGUCCUUCCUUAGGAUGCAGCAUCAUGGUUCACGCAUUCCUCAUCCAUACGCUGCACCCUCGGCCCGGGGCAGAGGCUGGGCUCUGCCGCGUGCUGUAUUCCAGGGUCUUUGGCUCUGAGAGGCUGGACCAGUCACCAGAGGAGCCCGGGCCGCAUGAUCUCGAGAAGGAGAGACUGGGCAGGAAGGAGCAGAUUUUGGCUGUGGCCAGGCAGGUGGAUUCAACAUGUAAAUUGCUGCACCAGGCAUCAGGGCGCCCUGCCUCUGACUUCCCUGUCCAGCUGCCCGACGAACCCAUUUCCCUCCAGGAUGCCCCAUGUGGGGUGUUCCGCCUCCCUCCCGGGGAUCCCUUCUGUGAGAACAAGACGGUGCUCUGGCUGGGGGUCCUGUCUCUGGGCUUCGCUCUGGUGUGCGACCCCCAGGAGAACCUGAUGCUUGCCGAGAACACCCUGCGGCUGGUGGUAAAGUAUCUCCUGGAGCAUCUGAAGCUGCUGAACCAGGGCAGCGACGUGGUCCUCAAGGCAGACAAGACCGAGAUUAUCCUGAGCAAGUUCCUGCCCCAUGGGCAGUUGCUCUUCCUGAAUGAUCAGUUUGUCCAGGGACUAGAAAAGGAGCUGGGUGCCUGUCUGUCCAAGUAGAAGGCUCUUAGUGGAGUGCGCCGUCGGCUCAUGGGCUGGGCAGACCCUCUGCCUGGGUCAGUCGGCAGGCAGCAUGAACGCUGGGAGGGGCGGAGGGUGCACUGUCGUUUAAAGGAGACACAUCAAGGUUGGUAGCUAUGGCCCUGGUAGUUAUUAUCCUUGUUCUGGCCAUGCAGCACGUCCCUCUGGCUGCAUCCUCCCACCGAAAUCUCCUGUCCCACGGCGGGGGCGGGGGCAGCCCUUAGAGGAAGGGGGAGAUGUGUGUGCGGUUGGGGGAUGUGCACCUGUCACCCGCUUGAAACGAUUGCUCAGUUCCUAUUCUCAAUAAACUUGGCUUGGCUGGGAGAAACCCGCCUGCGUCAUCCACUGCUCAAGGGUGUCCUGUUUCCUCCUCAGUGUGAGUUGAGGGCUGGGGCGAGGAGCCGGCCUCUUGGUUCUUUGGGGGUGGAUGGAGCCCCACCCUCGGGAACAAUAGCCACCUCCUCCAAAGGGCCGUGGGGGACGUCUUGGGGCAAAUGUAAAGCAGGGCUAGGAGUGAGGUCUGCUGCAGCUCUGGGCACGUCCUCAAGAAAGAAGAAUUUCCAAGGGAUGCAGAAGACUCUGCUGUCAAGACACAGUCAUGCUGGCUUUGGAACUGGGCUAUUCCUUUGAAAAGCAAGGGCCGGGUUCUGUUCUCACACUAGUCUCAUUCUAGGCUUGAGUUACUCCUAUAUAUGAGAGAGGACAAUCAGACCCCGAGAGUAUAAACCCAGCUCAGGAUUCUU
Molecule: messenger RNA, 1639 nt
Organism: Mauremys reevesii (Reeves's turtle)
Lineage: Eukaryota; Metazoa; Chordata; Testudines; Geoemydidae
Product: AP-5 complex subunit sigma-1-like
Exons: 3
Coding region: 264-875 (203 amino acids)
Biological process (GO): double-strand break repair via homologous recombination; endosomal transport
Cellular component (GO): cytosol; late endosome; lysosome
Source: RefSeq, a predicted model, not a curated record